AUGUCGUUCAACUGGAGACACUUUCCUAAAUUAUUUUUAGUAUUACCAAUCAUGCACCUUCUGCUCUCCGCCGUGGUUAAAAUCGAGUCCGCCGAACAGCAACGUAUGCGGUUGUUGGCCAAGACCAAUGUGGAGACCAUUGAUGCAGUCAUGAAGCGGCAGAAGGAGGACGUAAAAGAGUGCUAAAGCCACACACACCCUGUCUGGACAAAGAGUUACCCCGACAAAGAGUAAGCCCAAAGCACAAACCCCUUCGAAAAAGAGUUAUCGACAAGUGAAACGGAAGCAGAGUCAAGGUGCAAGCCCCAAAAAUCAUUACACCUGUUCGAGGGGAAGAUGUGAGUGUAGAAAGCGUGGAAAUCGAAUGGAGAAGAGACCAGAGACCCGCGAGAGACCGUUGCAUGACAGCCCCCGAAAAUUGAACGCUCAUAGUUCUACUUGCCACACAUCAGGGGUUGCAGCGGUUGUCUUUGGCUUUUGGGGUAACUCUUUAUAUUUUUAUUGUAUCUGUCUUCUUUUUUUUGGUCACGCUGCCUGGCCGCUGCACUUUGUUGCAUGUGGCAGGCGACACAAAUGCAAAACCAACGGGAAAACCUUCCCCCCUCCCCACACCGAAAAUUAAUAAGCUUAAUGAGCAGGCCGUGGCCAGUCACAGAUAGACAUCUGCAACAAGUGGACCCCCUGGUGGCAGCUGCAUCGGGAUUUUGCACGAAAUUUCCUUAUAAUUAUUAUAGCUUAAAUAUAUCGUGGACCUCUGCCGAAUAA
Molecule: messenger RNA, 765 nt
Organism: Drosophila persimilis
Lineage: Eukaryota; Metazoa; Arthropoda; Insecta; Diptera; Drosophilidae
Exons: 2
Coding region: 1-186 (61 amino acids)
Source: RefSeq, a predicted model, not a curated record